AUGGCGAAGGUCGAAGGUAUCCUCGUACCUGAACCGGCGGUCCAAUUAGUCGACCACUUGGCGUGCAUUGGGAUUCAUCGCCGCUCGGACCGAGCCUUGCAUGCGGUAGUCAGUGUCCCAUGGAUGGGGAUGAACUGGCCCCAAGUAGGUCCCAGCAACCCGCAGGCGUCACCAUGUGUGCGUCGUCUUUCGCGGGGAUUGUGCCUUCGUCUCGGACAGCAUGUCGGAACCGACGGGUGGGCAACAUGGACUCACCCACAUACCGCGAAGCUCUACGCCCUGUGCCUCAAGCAACCGGCUCGCAUGACACACGACGAGCUCCAGGCCUGCUAUGAACUCGUUGAGAAGACGAGCGGCGACGACUACCGCGCUUCCGCCGAUGGCUGGCACCCGAAGAAGAAAAUGAUCGAGAUGAAAUCUGCCGAGCUGCGCUACAUACUCGUGCGUGAUGAGAACAAUCAUCUACGGGGCUUCACGAGCCUCAUGCCAACGCGGGAGGACGGCGAGCCUGUUGUCUACUGCUACGAGAUUCAUCUCGAGGACGACUUGCACGGUACCGGAUUGGCAGCCUUGCUGAUGGGCUUUCAGGAGGCCAUCGCCCAAAGCAUCCCAAUCGUCGAAAAGGUCAUGCUGACGUGCUUCAAGAGCAACACCAAAGCCCUGGCAUUCUACCGCAAGCUUGGGUUCGAGAAGGAUGCCCUCUCGCCCGACGAACGGCGCCUGAGGGGCGGCAAGGUCUUCGUCCCUGAUUAUCUCAUCAUGAGCCGCAUCGUCGCGCGACCUUCUUGA
This is a messenger RNA of Verticillium alfalfae VaMs.102, 789 nucleotides long. RefSeq lists its product as hypothetical. The transcript has 3 exons. Gene Ontology annotation, cellular component: nucleus. The coding region runs from base 1 to 789 and encodes 262 amino acids. Lineage: Eukaryota; Fungi; Ascomycota; Sordariomycetes; Glomerellales; Plectosphaerellaceae. The record is from RefSeq and is a predicted model, not a curated record. Gene Ontology annotation, molecular function: histone H4 acetyltransferase activity; histone H2A acetyltransferase activity; protein N-terminal-serine acetyltransferase activity.